AUGGGGUUCGCACACCUUGCUGUGAUACUGUCUGUCACCAUGAUCCAACUUGUUUCAGGUAUGAGCUUUAUGACUCCUGAGCCUGAUACACCACCAACAUCAACCCCAGACUCUUACCCUCUGGGUGACCUGAUCCAUGCUGCCCUGCAGAGUAAGGAAUACUUAGGACAGGCUUCUGCGGGCACAGGUACUACCACCAACCCAACACAGGCUGUGCCUGGGCUAGGGCAGUCUGAGUCUACAGCAACAGUCAUAUCACCAGGCCUGCUCACCACAGCUUUAAGCUCAUCCUCUGCAGCCAGCCAGACAGGAUCAAGGAAUACCAUGUCCUCGCUUCCCAUAGAGGAGGAGACCACUACCACUCUGAUCACCACAACCACUAUAACCACAAUGCACAUGCCAGUCCAAUGCAAUGCAACUUUGUCGGCGAUGGAGGAUGUGGUCGAGUCACCAGAUCCUGCAUCAUCAUCAUCAUCUUUUUCCCCGCUGGAAUGCACCUACAGCAUUACUGUGUAUGCAGGUUAUGGUGUGGAAAUUCAGGUGAGGAAGGUUAAUCUGUCUAAGGAAGAGUCUCUGACAAUCAUGGGAUAUGGAGGUGUGGGACCAGAGCUGUUGGCUAACGAGACUCUGAUGAGAGAGGGUCAGGUGAUUCGCAGUACAACCAAUCAGGUGUACAUUCAUUACCGCAGUCUCCGACAGACCAACCAUGGCAUGUUCAGCCUCCACUAUCAAGCCUUUCUGCUGUCCUGCCCAUUUCCUCUGUCUCCUGAGGGCGGCGGAGUGACGGUGACAGACAUCCAUCCUGGAGGUCAGGCGCACUUCCACUGUGAUCCAGGUUUCCAGGUUCGCGGCCAUGAGGUGGCGACCUGCGUCAACACAACACAACCACACUGGAGCACUCCCGAGCCACAGUGUGCUGCUGUGUCUUGCGGAGGAUGGAUUCGUAACGCAACAGUGGGCCGGAUACUGUCUCCACCACCUCCAUCUGUCAGCAACCACAGUAAUGUAAACAACCUGAGCUGUCACUGGUUAAUAGAAGCCAAAGAGGGGCACAGACUCCACCUACACUUUGAGAGGAUUGCACUGGAUGAAGAUGAUGAUAAGUUAAUUGUGCGCAGUGGAAACAGUUCCCUGUCCACACCGCUCUUCGACUCAGACUUGGAUGAUGUCCCAGAACGCGGGUUGCUGAGUGAGAGCUCCACACUGUACCUGGAGCUCACAGCUGAUUCUUCCUCCAUCCCUCUGCUUCUGGCGCUGCGAUACGAGGCUUUCGAUGACGAGCACUGCUGGGAGCCCUACAUGCCCCAUGGAAAUUUUAGCAGCAGUGACAUCACAUAUCAACUGGGCACCACUGUUACCUUCACCUGCUCUCCAGGGUUUGUCAUGGAACAAGGCUCAGGGACAAUUGAGUGCAUUGACCCCAGCAAUCCCCACUGGAAUGACAGCGAACCUGUGUGCAAAGCUCUGUGUGGAGGGGAGUUGACUGAACCCUCAGGUACGAUCCUGUCUCCUGAUUGGCCCCAGAGCUACUCCAAGGGGCUCGACUGCGUAUGGCAAAUCCAUGGUAACGAGGAGAAACGCAUUGAACUGGAUGUCCAUAUUUUAAAUAUCCGCCACACUGAUGUGCUGACUGUUUUUGAUGGACGUGAUCUCAUGUCCCACGUGAUUGGCCAAUACCUGGGGUCCAGAGAGCGCUUCCAGGUUGUGUCUGGGGGAUCAGAGGUCACCAUUCAGUUUCAAAGUGAUCCAGAUGAUUCCAGUUUCAUCCUAAGUCAGGGAUUCCUUAUUCAUUAUCGUGAGGUUGAGCCAAAUGACACCUGUCCUACCCUGCCUCAAAUCGACUUCGGAUGGAUCAGCUCGUCCCACUCUUCCCCUGUGAGAGGCAGUGUGUUGACCUAUCAGUGCCAACCAGGGUAUGACAUCAGUGGCACUGACAUCAUUACCUGUCAGUGGGACCUCUCCUGGAGCAGCAGCCCACCUACUUGCGUUAAAGUCCAGCAGUGUCCCGAUCCAGGAGAGGUGGUAAACGGAGCGCGCUCAGUGCGCCCCGAAGCAGGUUUUGCAGUUGGAACAGUCGUGCGUUUCUCUUGUAACCAGGGCUAUCAACUGGAAGGACCCAGCCAAAUCUCCUGCCAUGGACGAGACACUGGCACCCCCAAAUGGAGUGACCGCAGCCCAAAGUGUGUCUUAAAAUAUGACCCAUGCCCAAAUCCUGGCGUCCCUGACAAUGGUUACCAGACCCUGUACAAGCACAGCUACCAGGCAGGAGAAACUCUGCGUUUCUUCUGUUACGAGGGCUAUGAACUUAUUGGUGAGGUCAUUAUCAGCUGUGUUCCUGGCCACCCGUCUCAGUGGAACAGCCCACCACCCUUUUGCAAAGUGGCGUAUGAAGAGCUUUUGGAUGAUCACAAAUUAGAAGGUGAUUUAGUGUCCCAGGCAUUCGAGCCAUCCCAUCAGAUCCUGAGUGAGAACAUCGCUUUGGCAAUAAUUCUGCCAAUCAUCUUGGUCAUCCUCCUGAUCGGUGGAAUUUACAUGUACUAUACAAACAUAUGCAAACUAGAAUGGAAGCCACUCUUCUGGAAGUCUCUUUCGCACACACACUCCUACAGUCCCAUUACAGUUGAGUCCGAUUUCAACAAUCCUCUUUAUGAGGCAGGGGAUACACGGGAGUAUGAAGUAUCCAUCUAG
Messenger RNA from Scomber scombrus (Atlantic mackerel), 2688 nucleotides. It is a transcript of the gene sez6l2, whose product is annotated as seizure related 6 homolog (mouse)-like 2. Gene Ontology annotation, cellular component: endoplasmic reticulum; neuronal cell body. The transcript has 18 exons. Lineage: Eukaryota; Metazoa; Chordata; Actinopteri; Scombriformes; Scombridae. Gene Ontology annotation, biological process: synapse maturation. The record is from RefSeq and is a predicted model, not a curated record. Bases 1 to 2688 code for a protein of 895 amino acids.